CAUAUUUUCUUCCCGAUCGCUACAUUGGAUCACAGCGCAAUAGGCUGAACGUAUGCAGUGCGCACCAUCUGUUCCAGUUCAACACAAACCUCUGCUGGCUCAGACGCACGUGUUUGGAUCCUUCCUUCUCGGUUUUGCUAGAGUUUCGCAGGCCGUUUCGUCCAGUCUGAGUGAGAGCUGUUAUUUUGGGAUCAUGGUUAGGACGCAUCCCCGCCGGAGGAGAGAUGCGCUGGUGUGGCUGCUGCCUGGGCUGCUUGGAGUCUGUAUAGCUUUUGGACACAGUAAAGCUGAGGAGGAAGAUUAUGAGGAUGUUCCUAUAAAUAAAACUUGGGUUUUAUCCCCAAAGGUUUAUGACAGUGAUGUCACACUGAUCCUGAAUAAAUUACUACAGGGCUAUGACAACAAACUUCGACCAGACAUUGGAGGCAAACCCACCAUCAUUGAGACAGCCGUGUAUGUGAACAGCAUAGGCCCAGUGGAUCCCAUCAACAUGGAGUAUACCAUAGACAUCUUCUUCGCUCAGACAUGGUAUGACAGUCGGCUCAAGUUUAACAGCAGCAUGAAGCUCCUGAUGCUAAACAGCAACAUGGUUGGAAAGAUCUGGAUCCCUGAUACGUUUUUUCGCAACUCCCGUAAAUCUGAUGCCCACUGGAUCACUACACCCAACCGGCUCCUUCGACUUUGGAGCAAUGGACGUGUAAUGUACACUCUGAGGUUGACUAUUAAUGCGGAAUGCUACCUUAAGCUGCAUAACUUUCCUAUGGAUGAACAUUCGUGUCCUCUGGAGUUUUCAAGCUACGGGUAUCCAAAACAUGAGAUCCAGUAUAGAUGGCAGCGUCGUGCUGUCGAGGUAGCUGACCAACGCUACUGGAGACUUUACCAGUUUGCCUUUGUUGGCCUGCGCAAUUCGUCUGAUGUGGCACAUACUCAGUCUGGAGAGUAUGUGAUAAUGACAAUCUUCUUUGAUCUGAGCCGAAGAAUGGGCUACUUUACAAUCCAGACCUACAUCCCGUGCAGCAUGAUCGUAGUGCUGUCCUGGGUUUCUUUCUGGAUCAACAAAGACGCUGUGCCUGCCCGAACAUCUUUAGGUAUCACAACCGUCCUUACUAUGACAACUCUAAGCACUAUAUCCAGGAAGUCAUUGCCGAAGGUGUCUUAUGUCACAGCCAUGGAUUUGUUUGUGUCUGUUUGCUUCAUCUUCACCUUUGCUGCACUUAUGGAGUAUGGAACAUUGCACUACUUCACUAGUAACCGUCAGAACAAGAAGACCAAGUCGAGCAGUGCACCGAAAUCAAGCAUGGAAAACAUCAGACCAGGGACGUCUCUACUCCAGAUGAACAACAUAGCGCCUUAUCACGACGACGAUGAUGAUUUCACAUACGAGUGUUUGGAUGGGAAAGACUGCACAAGUUUUUUCUGCUGCUUUGAUGAUUGUCGCUCGGGGGCGUGGCGUGAAAACAGGAUGCACGUUCAUGUGUCCAAAAUUGACUCCUACUCCCGAAUAUUCUUCCCAACUGCUUUUGGCCUCUUUAACCUUGUGUACUGGAUUGGGUACCUCUAUCUCAUUUAAAGAUAUGGUAUGAGUGAGGUUGGACUCAUUUGAAAUAUUUAAAAAUCAUUUGUAAAUUCCCCAUCAUCUUGAUACUGUGUAAGGGUGGAAACAGAUUUUACAAGUGGUGUCUUUAUCCAUUGAUAUUUCAAAUGGUGAGAAUGCAUUAGUGAAAAAAGGAAAGAAGAGGUGCAUGUGAGAUGUUAGAGGUAUUAAAGUAUUACAUUACUUUGAAUAUUACCAGCAGGAACGUUAAAAAAAUCCGUGCCAUUUCAAACACAUUCAUUAGAAAUAUCUGCCUUGCUAUCUUAAGGUGCAGUGAAGAAUAUAAUUCAUAUAACCUUGCUUUGUUACAGGUUUGGCACAAAAAAACAUUUUGUGGACAAAUAAAAAUAUUUUUCUCUUUCAGCGUACCCAGUAGUUUAAAAAUAUUAACAGCGUUUAACAGGAAUUUAACCCGUAAUAACAGGUUUAUCUAUUUACUAGUAGCUGAGUAGAUGCUAAGCUGAGUAGUUUUUAUUAUAAAAAAGCAUAACUAUAAUAUAAUUCUAUGUAUGUAUAUACACAAAUAACCAGCUUCCUUGUGCCCUAUCAAACCAAAGCGUAGGUAGAUUAAGACUUUUGCUAAAAGUUUACCCUUAAGCCAUUCUCUUGGAAAUAGCCAGUAAUUACAGCAUAAUCCUAUCUCUGUAAUAACCGAUGAACUCUCAUGUCACUGUACCCAAUGUGUAUGCAUUUUUCAGUUAUGUAUAUAUAAAUUUGUUUUACACAAAGACAUUAAGCAAAAAAUUUUGUUAGUUAUGCACAAUUACAGAAUUGCUUCAUUUCACAAGUUUACACGCUCUAUAAUCUGUAGUCCCACACAUACCAAUAUUUACUGAGCAAAUGAGCAAGCUACAGUAAUGUGACUAAAGCCUCUGUUGUAGCGCACUAUGGCCAAGAACUUAACAAAUCCUCCAGCUCAUCUGUGAUUUUCCACCAAAAACUUUAUUGUUGUUUGCUCUUCGUGAAAGUCACAUUACUUUAAUCUAGUGACACAUCAGAGAUCCCAUGGAUAAAACAACCAAAUGUUCAUUUCAAGUCUCUUCAGACUUACCCAAAUGCACACAGACAAAACUAUAAACUAUUUCAUUACAAUCUUGUCAGCUUAUGACGAAGCCAUGGAUGCCUUUUGCGUAGUUUAACACUUCGAUAACUAUUGUGGUAGACCAUUCAGAUGGAAACCAUGGUGAAAUGAGGAUCAUUCUAAGCUUAAAAUGUUAUUUUGUAGCUCUAGUUCUGUGUGUGUGAUGGUAGCUUCAGACAUUCACCCUAUUUCCAGCUAUGCCUUCUCGUUAAUUUUCAUUGUUUAGAAAAACUUGCCAUAUAUGGACAUAUGAAUGUAUGUCCCUUCAGCAAGCUGCAAUGCAGCCUUGUCCUGUUGUAACAUAUUUUCUAAAGUAGAAUUAUGUAUAGAUGUGCGCUGUGUCCAAUAAAUCUCGACAAAUCUUCCAAGUCACAAUCCAUGCUCUUUCACUUAGUCACUGGUUAGCCCACCCUAUGCAGAAUGCUGUCUCUGAUAGCAAUGAACAUUUAUAAAUUGAAAUCUAUUUAUAUUUUUGUAUAUAAAUAGAUAAACAAGGCAUUAAAAGAUGUCCAUCAUUAUUGUUUCUUGUUAUUAAUAAUAAAUCAAUGCAUUUAUGUGGUUUGUUGACAGCAUGAUUAUGAGUGUGAGAGCUCCAUGCUGUCUCUUGGUUUUAAUAUACUCUCCUGUCGGCCUUUUUUUGGCCAUUUCUUCCUACGGAUGUUGUUAGACUGACUCUG
This is a messenger RNA of Tachysurus vachellii, 3352 nucleotides long. It is a transcript of the gene gabrg1, whose product is annotated as gamma-aminobutyric acid type A receptor subunit gamma1. The record is from RefSeq and is a predicted model, not a curated record. Lineage: Eukaryota; Metazoa; Chordata; Actinopteri; Siluriformes; Bagridae. The transcript has 9 exons. Gene Ontology annotation, molecular function: benzodiazepine receptor activity; inhibitory extracellular ligand-gated monoatomic ion channel activity; GABA-gated chloride ion channel activity. Gene Ontology annotation, cellular component: GABA-A receptor complex; postsynapse; neuron projection. The coding region runs from base 53 to 1570 and encodes 505 amino acids. Gene Ontology annotation, biological process: synaptic transmission, GABAergic; nervous system process; monoatomic ion transmembrane transport.